Messenger RNA from Marchantia polymorpha subsp. ruderalis, 809 nucleotides. The record is from the annotation of a GenBank genome assembly. Lineage: Eukaryota; Viridiplantae; Streptophyta; Marchantiopsida; Marchantiales; Marchantiaceae.
GUUUGGAUGACCCCUCGGCCUUGUGAGAUCUUCUGUUGUCUUGUUUCCGCGCGUGUUGAGUAGCUGAACAUUGUAGCCUUCGUUCGUCAUGCGGUCCAGCAGCUGAAGGUCUCAGUAUAGUAGUCACACUUUGGAAAUUCUCCUCCUGCCUGACCUGCCGCGAUUCAGUCUGAGGAUGAGGUUUGCGAAUGAUUGUACGUACUCUCUGCACGCGGCGAAUGCAUAUUUUGGGUGAUGAUUCCUUAAUCUUCCGAGGGUUUGGAGCAGUUUCAACCAGGACACACUUACAGCUAUUACAGCAUUUGCAUCCCCUCCAUUGCCCUGCUUCGAGCCACCAGGUCAACAAUCAUAUCACACACCAGGACUUGCCACUAGGUAGGUCCAUUCUGAGGGAUCCAACACUCUACCUGACGAGUCUGGAAUGAGUCUGGAGGUCUGUCUGAACGAGUCACACGUCUCGGACUGGACUCGAAAACACAUUUCUCAUUGUUUUGUGGUCUUGUAGAACAUGCAGUGUGCAUGAGAACUCGGUGAAUAUCGUCAAUGCUACUUUGCACAUAUCGACAGGCUAUCACUAUUUGUUCAUUUACUGAAGCCAGAUACGCAACGUGAGGUCAUUUGGAAAGUUGCAUUAUAUUGUUUCUGUAUGUGUAUCUGACACAAGUUGCUACAUAGAUCCCACUUGAUUCCAUCACACGACAGUUUGAUCGGCGAUGUAUGUUAAGGACCCUGAGUUACAUAUUACGACUAUUUUUGGGUUCAGUUCAUGCAGAGGACAAUAGUGAUCCGGUUGCUAGUCCCUGUGGGUU